Medicago truncatula (barrel medic) is the source of this 2062-nucleotide messenger RNA. Its product is annotated as rop guanine nucleotide exchange factor 3. The record is from RefSeq and is a predicted model, not a curated record. Lineage: Eukaryota; Viridiplantae; Streptophyta; Magnoliopsida; Fabales; Fabaceae. The coding region runs from base 280 to 1878 and encodes 532 amino acids. The transcript has 9 exons. Gene Ontology annotation, molecular function: guanyl-nucleotide exchange factor activity.
AUGCAAAAGUCUGAAAGAAAAUUCUCACAUGUCAUCUUCAUUUCUUCAUUUUUCAACUAAUGCACACACACCUUGCAUGCCUUUGAAUCUACACAAUAAUUUGGCCAUUUCUGCAACUUGGUCUUACUAUAUGAUUAACACAUUGUUACAGUAGCAGCAUGAAAAGGCACAUUAUUUUGUUCGGUUGUGUUCAAAUACUGCUUUCUUUCUUUUGCAUGCAAAUUCUUCAGUGAAGAAGGUGUUUGAGGAAGUUCAUUGAUCACAUAUUCUUGAACUAAGAUGAAUAAAUCAUUCAAGUUUGGUGAAAUUUCUGAUGUGGAGUAUCAUCCUUCACCUUCAAUGGAUCAUCAUUUAGUCAGUGACACUCCUGCUUUUUCUAGAUUGAGUGGUGAUUCUUUCGGAUACUGCCGAGUUUGGACGAGUUCGGAUGCAUCAAACUCAAACUUCUCAGAUUCUGUAGAUGAUAGCAGCUAUGCCAGUGAAUCUUCGCCUUUGCCUUCGCCUUCACCUUCUCGGUGGAGAGAGGCUAAACCUGGUCUUUCUAGGUUAGGAAUGAAGCUACGCAAGCAUUCGAUCGAUGACAAACUUGAUGAGAAUGAUCUCUUUGAUUCAGGUGAGCUUGAAAUGAUGAAGGAAAGAUUCGCGAAGCUUCUGCUAGGAGAAGACAUGUCUGGUGGAGGGAAAGGUGUUAGCACAGCAGUUACAAUCUCAAAUGCCAUUACCAAUCUCUAUGCGACGGUAUUCGGACAAAGCUUAAAGUUGGAGCCGCUGAAGCCUGAGAAGAAAAUCAUGUGGAAAAGAGAAAUGAAAGUUCUUCUAUCUGUGUGUGAUUACAUACAAGAAUUUGCCCCAACUGCACAAUAUUUAGAAGAUGGCACAAUUGUGGAGAUGAUGAAAAGCAGGCCAAGGUCAGAUAUUUAUAUCAAUCUCCCAGCACUGCAGAAGCUUGACACAAUGCUUAUAGAAAUAUUAGAUUCUUUUGAGGAUACUGAAUUCUGGUAUGCAGAGAACGUAUCAGCAAGUUCGCCUCGUUUACGUGCAGCCUCGUUUCGAAGGAUUGCUCAAAGGAAAGACGAGAAAUGGUGGUUGCCAGUUCCUUGUGUUCUCCCUGGUGGCCUCUCUGAGAAGUCAAGGAAACACCUUACAGAGAAAAGGGAUUGUGCUAAUCAAAUUCUUAAAGCAGCAAUGGCGAUAAAUAGUAAUAUUCUUGCAGAUAUAGAUAUUCCUGAAACAUAUAUAGAUGAUCUUCCACAGCUGAAAUUCUAUUGCCAAGUGAUUGAUGAUUCCUUUAAAUGUGACCCUAUAAGGCAAAUGUCUUGGAAUUUAUCAUCAAAUUUCAUAAGCCUUUUAUGGAAGCCAAUAAUAGCAGCUGAGUCUUGUAAAAAACGCGACGAUAUUAUUCCAUAUAAGAGUGGACGAGGAAAUCUAGGCGACACAAUUUACCAAUAUAUGUAUACUGUGGACAAGUUCUCACCCGAACGCCUUCUUGACUGUCUCAAAUUAAGCUCUGAACAUGAAGCACUUGAUCUAGCAGACAGGGUUGAAUCAUCGAUGUACACAUGGAGACGUAAAGCUUGUCUUAGCCAUUCAAAGUCAUCAUGGAAAGAAGUAAAAGAUCUUAUGGAUGACACAGAUUGGAAGGACAAAAACUACAUUUUAGCUGAUAGAGCUGAAGCUUUGUUGUUUAGCCUCAAGCAAAGAUAUCCUGAACUUUCACAAACUUCUUUGGACGCAUGCAAGAUCCAAUACAACAAGGAUGUGGGGAAAGCAGUACUAGAAAGCUACUCAAGAGUUUUGGAAGGCCUGGCAUUCAACACUGUUGCUUGGAUUGAAGAUGUUCUUUAUGUAGAUAAAUCAAUGGCGAAUCGAGAAGUCUAGAAAUACAACUCCAUUACAACAAUGUUUCUCUUCCAUUUAACAGUCUUUUGUAAACCAUAGAUUUAGAAGAAUGUAGACAGUUGGUAGAUGGUGUGUGAAAAGAUAUUCACUUGUUAUCUGUGUGAAGCUUAUUUGUCAACAGUAUAUAGAAUAGAAGAAGUUCAACAUUCAGUUGAAAUAUAAA